AUGUUAUUUUCCAUUCAGUCAGGAUCCUCCAAGACGGCAGGUCGUGUGAUACUGGCCACUGCAAAUGAUUACUGCAAACUCUGCGAUGCUUCUUUUAGCUCCCCAGCUGUGGCACAGGCACAUUAUCAAGGAAAGAACCAUGCCAAGAGACUGCGGCUAGCAGAGGCUCAGAAAUCCAAUUCAUUUUUAGAGGCAACAGAGCUCACAAAGAGAAGACCAAGGAAAGAAGGGAAUGAAUUUAAAAUUGUGCCAAAUCGUCGCAAUCUACAUGGAGUUCAAAACACACUAGGUCCUUACUCUAAUCCACGCUCCCGUCAGCGGAUUCCACGUGACUUAGCAAUGUGUGUGACACCAAGUGGACAGUUCUACUGUUCCAUGUGUAAUAUUGGUGCCAGUGAGGAACAAGAAUUUCGGCUUCAUCUUGAAAGCAAAUUGCAUAAGAGCAAGGUGUCAGAGCAACGAUAUCGCAAUGAGAUGGAAAACCUUGGCUAUGCAUGAAGCCUUGGAAAUAAGUGCAUCUUGAAACUUUAUGAAAUGGUUAUAAUUGUUGAUGAUACAUUCACAAUUUCUGUAUAGAAAACUUAAAGACUUGAUCAUUAAGAAAAAAAUCAUAGAAUCCAUUUUUUAAUUGUACAGAAGUUUGCUGUUUAUUGUCAAAAUGUACUUUGUAUUCUCUUAACAUUUUAAUUUAAUGUUUAAUGCUAAUUUGUGUCUAGAAAACCUCCAUCUGUUGCUAAGAUUUAUCCCUUAAAGGGAUGUUUGUGAAACUGGUUACAUGCUGCUUCUGCAGAUGGUUUGGUAGCAUUCAAGCAAUGUAAUAUUUGUUUUUCUCAUGGAAUAUUUUCUAACAAAAUGUUCAGCUUUCUUGGAAUUUUAAUGUAAUUUUAAGCAGUCUCUUUAAUAUUCAAUUUCCUUUUGAUUUACAGUCUAUAAUGAUCAUCUGCAGUUAAUUCAAAAGGUGAUAUACAAAUAAAUGUUCAACACUGAAUCAUUCAUUUAUUGUUGAAUGAUUUUUGUAUAGAGAGUUUCACCGUCGGUCUCCCUGUGGAAAAAAUAGAUACAAAAGUGCAAUAAUAUGUUAAUACAUGUUGUUUCAUUUUCUUUAAUUCAUUUUUAAAAAUUUUGUUUGAAAUGUGUUAAUGACACUAUU
Rhincodon typus (whale shark) is the source of this 1150-nucleotide messenger RNA. RefSeq names its product zinc finger, matrin-type 3. The transcript has 3 exons. Bases 1 to 498 code for a protein of 165 amino acids. Lineage: Eukaryota; Metazoa; Chordata; Chondrichthyes; Orectolobiformes; Rhincodontidae. The record is from RefSeq and is a predicted model, not a curated record. Gene Ontology annotation, molecular function: nucleic acid binding; zinc ion binding.